Molecule: messenger RNA, 2016 nt
Organism: Quercus lobata
Lineage: Eukaryota; Viridiplantae; Streptophyta; Magnoliopsida; Fagales; Fagaceae
Exons: 4
Coding region: 1-2016 (671 amino acids)
Source: RefSeq, a predicted model, not a curated record
AUGAACGAGGAUAUAAAAAUUGACUCACAAUUUUUGGGAACGUCUCAAAAUACUCCUGUGUCAAUUUCUGAUUCUCCACCUCCACCUCCACCUCCACCACAAGUUGAAAAUGCCUCUUCUACAAAAGGAAAACGGGGCUCUAACUUUAGUGUAGAGGAAGAUAAACUCCUAGUGGCAGCAUGGCUUAAUACUAGUGUUGAUACCAUAAACAAUAAUGAACAAACACAAAAUAACUUUCGUCAAAAAGUUUGGGAAUACUUCAUGCAGUACAAUACAUCCGGUACCACACGUACUGUUAUCUCCUUGCUAAGUCAUUGGGGAACGAUUAGUGAAAAGACAAAUAAGUUUUCCGGGUGUAUGGCUCAAGUUAACGCACUUCAUCAAAGUGGUAUAACCGAAAAAGAUAAGAUUACCAAUGCGAAAACUUUGUAUUUAGAGAAGCACAAGAAACCCUUUCUUCUUGGCCAUUGUUGGCUCAUGUUAAAGGACCAACCAAAGUUUGCCGAUCCUAACAAUGCUAGAUCGAGGUCAUCCGUGCCUCCAACUUCGGAGUCAAUAUCUAUUGGCGAAGGGGAUAGUGGGUCCAGACUUGGUAACACUUCCAAUUUUGAGAGACCUAUUGGUAGGAAGGCCGAAAAGGCCAUCCGAAAGAACAAAGCCAUCGGAAAAGAUGUAAGGGAAUAUUUGAACAAGAAAUUGAAAUUGAUUGAGGAUGUAACUCAGUUGGAAGAGGAAAAAAUGUUUAUUGAGAGGGAAAAACUUGCAAUUGAGAAGGAAAGUAAGGAAGAAAAACUUAAGAUUGAGAAGGAAAGGAUCAUGAUUAAGAAGAAAAAAUUUGAGAUGACAGAAAGGUUAGAGGAGGAGAGAAUCAUGAUGAUAGAUACAAGUGGCUUAACCGAAACACAAAAAACUUUUUAUGAACAACUCCAAGAGAAAAUCAUGGUUGCAUCCAUGAAUCACUAUUUGUUUCGUAAGUUCCUUCUUGAUGACUCAAAUGAAGAUGAGAUAAUCAAAGAACUUGUUAUGGAAACAUCACAACCUAAACGUUGUCGUCGUUCUAUCCGACGUAAUCAUUUAGUAGGCCAUGAGAGGCAUUUUUUUGAUUAUUUUGCUCCCACACCAAUAUAUCCACCCGCUUUAUUUCGUAAGAGAUUUCAGAUGAAGCGUUCUCUUUUUCUCCGUAUUCAAUCUAAGGUAGAAGCUCAUGACUCUUACUUUGUCCAAAAAAGAAAUAGUGUCCAAAAACUUGGUUUAUCUUCAUUACAAAAGAUAACUGCUGCACUUAGAAUGCUUGUGUAUGGAGUAUCGGGUGAUUUGAUAGAUGAAUAUGUGCGGAUUGGAGAAACUACUGCAUUAGAAAGUUUGAAAAAAUUUGUUACUGCAAUAAUUGAUAUUUUCUUUGAGGAAUACUUAAAAAAGCCAACCAAUGAAGACACUGCUAGACUGUUAGCUCACGGCGAACGCCGAGGUUUUCCAGAGCGAUCUCAUAUAUUUAAUGAACUUGCUGAAAGACGUGCUCCUACAGUACAUUACUCAAUUAAUGGUCAUGACUACAUAAUGGGAUAUUACCUUGUUGAUGGCAUAUAUCCAAAGUGGGCAACAUUUGUGAAAACAAUCCCAGCUCCACAAGGACAGAAGUAUAAAUUAUUUGCAGCAGCCCAAGAGGCGUGUAGGAAGGAUGCUGAGCAUGCAUUUGGAGUGCUUCAAGCACGUUUCGCAAUUGUCCGUGGACCUGCACGAUUUUUCCAUCUUGAAACACUCAAAAAAAUCAUGAAAGCGUGCAUAAUUCUCCAUAACAUGAUUGUUGAAGAUGAGCGGGAUGAUAAUGAAGUGGUAGACUUGGAUUAUGAACAAAAUGAUAGAGUGGAUAAUCCUCAUCUGCAAGUGUUACGUGAACAAAGUGAUGAAUUUUUGUCAUACAUUGAGAGACACGGACGCAUUAGAGACCGAGAAAUUCAUUUUCAACUCCAGUCGGACCUUAUUGACCAUUUAUGGCAAUUGCAAGGUGAGUCGUAG